AUGAAUUCAGACAAAAGUGUACAAGAACCGGAGGACUCCUCGAGGAGGUCCUCUUCCGACCGACGAAAUGAAGACAUUGAAGAAUAUGCGGAUAUUAUUCCCGAGAACCGCAGAACCCCGAACCCGGAGGAUCCCAAUAAUCCAGAGUUGACCAAGAUUCCGUCGGGAGUCCUAAGCUUUCAGGAUGUUCCUGUCAACUCUCGCACAGAGGUGCCAUACGAGGCGUACAACCGCUUUUCGAGACACCGAAAGCGUAUAACGGUCGCCGUAAUCUCAUGGUGCGGCCUUCUGUCGCCAAUCUCCAGUACUGCCGUCCUGUCAGCGCUGCCCGAAGUUGCAGCGGAGUACAGGACAUCUGGAAGCAUCAUCAGUCUUAGCAACGCCUUGUAUCUUGUCUUCAUGGCAAUAAGUCCGUGUUUCUGGGGACCUCUAAGUCAGGUCUAUGGACGUAAAUGGACGUGUACGGUUACCUCCGCUCUGUUUUUGGGCUGCUCGAUUGGCACAGCUCUGAGUCCGAACGUCGUUGCGUUUUUUGUGUUUCGCAUGCUCACAAGUUUCGCCGGUACAUCGUUCCUCGUCACGGGUCCCGCCGUCAUCGGUGACUUGUACCAUCCCACGGGGCGGGCCACGGCCAUGGGGUGGUUCCUGUCCGGCACACUCAUCGGCCCCACCAUCGGACCUGUUCUCGGCGGCAUCAUUGUGACCUACACGUCCUGGCGCGCCAUAUUCUGGUUACAGACAGCGCUUGCUGGAGUGGGAGUCCUUGGCUCCGUCAUCUUCAUGCCCGAGACCCUUGCUAAACUCAAGAGCAACGACCUCGAGGGUCUCCCGUUGGGCAGAAAGAUUGGCGUCUUGUGGGAGAUGACGAACCCGAUGCGCGUCAUUCGCUUGUUCAAGUUCCCGAACCUCAUUCUCGUGGCUGUCGCCAGCGGGUCCCUUGUGUGGAACAUGUAUGGCAUGCUGACGCCGAUUCGAUACGUCCUGAACCCGCGGUUUGCGCUUACCUCCCCGGCACAGUCUGGUCUUUUCUAUCUGGCUCCCGGAUGCGGUUAUCUCGCGGGUACACUUGUCGGCGGACGGUACGCUGAUUAUACCGUCAGGAGAUGGAUUGCGGAGAGACACGGUCGUCGUAUAUCCGAGGACCGCCUGCGAUCUUGUCUUCCUUUUAUUGGUGCGGUGUUGCCUGGCUGCAUGCUCAUCUACGGGUGGUCGGUCCAGGAGCGAGCGGGUGGAAUCGCCGUCCCCGUGGUGUUUAUGUUCCUCGGUGGGGUGGCUCAGCUUUUCUGUUUCCCAAGUCUAAACACGUACUGCUUGGACGUUAUCCAAGGCCGAAGUGCUGAGGUUAUCGCGGGAAACUUCAUGACUAUUGGCGUGGGAUGGUUCAGCACGAUCUCAUCUGGUUUCAUGAUAUUUGGCGCCGUGUGCGUAUGGGCUGUGGCACUUUGGGGAACGAACUGGCGGAAGAGAAUCGAUGAGAAGGCCAGGCCGACUGAAACCUGA
This is a messenger RNA of Colletotrichum karsti, 1500 nucleotides long. RefSeq lists its product as uncharacterized. The record is from RefSeq and is a predicted model, not a curated record. NCBI's taxonomy places the organism in Eukaryota, Fungi, Ascomycota, Sordariomycetes, Glomerellales, Glomerellaceae. The coding region runs from base 1 to 1500 and encodes 499 amino acids. Gene Ontology annotation, molecular function: transmembrane transporter activity. The transcript is spliced from 4 exons. Gene Ontology annotation, biological process: transmembrane transport.